AUGGAGCUGGUGAUCUCGGUGCUGGAUGUGAACGACACACGCACCAACAAUUUAAUCAGUCGGUUUACAGCGUCAUUUUGCCCACGAAGAUGCCCAGAGGGGACACUGGUGGCGAGGGUGUGCGCCACGGAUCCAGACUUGGGAAUAUAUGGCGAAGUGAUUUAUGAAUUGAUGGCGGUUCCUCCCUCGGCCUCGGAUGUGUUCAGUAUCGAUGCAAGAAGUGGGGACAUCAGACUAGGGUGCUCUGACUUCGAGACAGUUAGUUUAUACCAUUUCCAUAUUAAGGCAAAAGACAAGGGGACGCCCUCGCUGUCGGGUCACUGCAGCGUUGAGCUGGAAGUGUUGGACGUGAACGACAACGCGCCCGAGGUGCGGGUGACGUCGCUGUCGGUGCCGGUGUCGGAGGAUGCGUCGGUGGGGACGGUGGUGGCCCUGCUGAGCGUGUGGGACGGUGACUCGGGGGCGAACGGUCGGGUGCGGUGCUGGGUGCGUCCGUCGUCGCCGUUCGGUCUGGUGUCGAGGUUGUCGGGGUCGUACUCGCUGGUGGUGCGUGAGGCGCUGGACCGCGAGCGGGUGUCGGAGUACGAGGUGGAGGUGUUGGCGGAGGACGGCGGGUCGCCGUCGCUGUCGGGGAGGCGCGGGGUGCGUGUGCCGGUGUCGGACGUGAACGACAACGCGCCGAGUUUCUCGCAGGCGGUGUACACGGUGCUGACGCGGGAGAACAACGCGGCGGGCGCGGAGCUGGGUCGCGUGUGGGCGCGUGACCCGGACGAGGCGGGGAACGGUCGCGUGAGGUACUCGUUGUCGGAGGCGGUGGUCGGGGGGGGGCGGUCGGCGUCGAGCUACGUGUCGGUGGACGCGGAGAGCGGUCGCGUGUGGGCGGUGCAGGCGCUGGACUACGAGGAGGUGCAGGUGCUGGAGUUCGAGGUGCGGGCGGUGGACGCGGGGGAGCCGCCGCUGAGCGGCAACGCGACGGUGCAGGUGUUCGUGGUGGACGAGAACGACAACGCGCCGUCGCUGCUGCCGGCUGCGGGCGGCGGGGGCGGGUGUGGAGGCGGGAGGGGGAGCGGGUGCGGAUGCGUGGUGGCGAAGGUGCGUGCGGUGGACGCGGACUCGGGGUACAACGCGUGGCUGCGGUACGAGCUGUGGGAGCCGCGGGGGAAGGUGCCGUUCCGCGUGGGUCUGUACAGCGGCGAGGUGGGGACGACGCGGGCGCUGGAGGAGGCGGACGCCCCGCGUCAGAGGCUGGUGAUCGUGGUGCGGGACCACGGGGAGCCGCCGCGCUCGGUGACGGCCACGCUGAGCGUGUCGCUGGUGGAGGGCGCGGAGGCGGCGUCGGCGGUGGCCGCGGGGUCGUCGGGUCCGCGGGCGUCGUCGGUGACGGAGGAGGUUUCGUUGUUGUCGCCGUCGUCGAGGAACGUGUGGCUGGUGGUGGCCAUCUGCGCAGUGUCGAGCCUGUUGGUGCUGGCGGUGGUGCUGUACGUGGCGUCGCGGUGGUCGGCGCGGGCGGGCGUGGUGUCGGGGCCCGGUCCGACGACGCGGUGUGCCGCCAGCGAAGUGGGGAGCUGGUCGUACUCGCAGCGGCAGAGCCGGAGCCUGUGCGUGGCGGAGGGCGCGGGCAAGAGCGAUCUGAUGGUUUUCAGCCCCAACUUCCCGCCGCCGCCCGGCGCCGCGGCGAAGGAGACGCAGCCGGAGCCGCCCGCUCUGCUGGACACGGUCAGUGGCCCUCCUUGUCCCGGCACUCGCCCCUUCCUGCUCCGCCUCCGCUCGUCCAUCCUCUUUGCCCUCCUGGCCUUCCCAUGUUUCUGA
This is a messenger RNA of Calypte anna (Anna's hummingbird), 1809 nucleotides long. Its product is annotated as protocadherin alpha-11-like. The record is from RefSeq and is a predicted model, not a curated record. Gene Ontology annotation, molecular function: calcium ion binding. Gene Ontology annotation, biological process: homophilic cell-cell adhesion. Lineage: Eukaryota; Metazoa; Chordata; Aves; Apodiformes; Trochilidae. Gene Ontology annotation, cellular component: plasma membrane.